AUGACUUUAUUUUUCUCGCUCAAUAAGAUUAAUUAUAUAUGUGGUGUUGUUACCAAACUACAAAGCGUUUCGUUUGGCAUCAACAGUUGUUUAGUCCUAUAUAGUAAAAAGGGCGGAAAUUACUCCGUCAAAUUACCACGAGGAGAUUAUCAAAUUGAAUUAUGGGGUGCGCAAGGCGGUCAUGGCACCUAUAAAGCCAGUAGCAUUGGGGGCAAUGGUGCCUACGUAUACGGAAUCCUUAACUUAACAUCAAGUCAAAAAUUUGCCUUCUUUCUCGGUGAAAAAGGAAAAGAUGGCAACGAAAAUACAGAAGCAACCUCUUUCAAUGGAGGAGGAAGCCGCGGUACAGAUAAUUUCGAUAAUAACUGCCCUGGUGGCGGCGGGGGCGGUGGAACUGAUAUGAGAAUUGAAGAUUACAGAGCGAGAUACCCCUACCAACUCCGCAUUAUGGUCGCAGGAGGCGGCGGAGGUGGUGGAUGCUACGGUGAGGGCGGUAAUGGCGGCCACGCCGGCUUGAACGGUAAAAAUGGCAAUAAUAACGGAAGAAAUACAGCCGCUGGAGGUCAGGGUGGUACCCAAACCUCCGGAAAUGCCAUUCUAAACGGCGGCAAAGGUAGUAUCGGUGAUGAAGGCGGUGGCGGUGGAGGAGGUGGCUAUUUCGGCGGAAAAGGCGGUGCUGCUGGAUUCUUCUAUCGUGAUAUAAACCUAGCUAGCUCAGCUGGUGGCGGCGGAGGUAGCUCUUACGCAAGUGGAUCAGCAUCCUGCGUCAGCUACAAUUACGACGGAACUAGAAACUAUACUAAUCGUCAUCCUUCCGGCCUUUUCUUCACCAAUAUCAAAUUCAUUGGCGGAGAUCAGAGUAUGCCAAACCCCUUUGAUGCAGUAGGUGGCUCAAUUUCUGGAAAUGGAGCUGCACGUAUUAUUCGACUUGAUUUCAUUGAUAUGUGUAAGACUAUCAGGUGUCCAUUUAAUGCGUACCUGAGGCACAUAUUGACUACAUCUCUGUACUUGGGUUUGUUUUGA
Trichomonas vaginalis G3 is the source of this 1023-nucleotide messenger RNA. RefSeq names its product glycine-rich protein family. NCBI's taxonomy places the organism in Eukaryota, Parabasalia, Trichomonadida, Trichomonadidae. The transcript has a single exon. The record is from RefSeq and is a predicted model, not a curated record. Bases 1 to 1023 code for a protein of 340 amino acids.